UUCUUUUUUAUAUGUAUUUUUCUGAGCAAUCUUAUCGUCUAUUCUAAUGUCGGCUUCGGGGAAAUUAUAUUCCUUUUUACGUAUCCUUUUCGAGAAGUUUAAUGUGAACUGCUGUUGUGUUCCUUGGGAUUUGGGGAUAUUAAAAAGGGAACAAAUUUUGAUUUUGUGUGGUUUUUGGUUCAUAAUUGUUCAAAUUUGAGUUCAUCAGUUUUCACAUUGCUUAGAUGGAUCUGGAAACAGAAAACAGGAUAGCUGCUAUUCUUUUAAAAGAAGCAGCUGAACUGAGACGACAAGCAGACAGGGAAGCUGUUCAUGUUUAUCUUCAGCAGCCAAAAGUAAGGGGCCGGCCAAAUUCACGGUUCCUUACUGCAACUGUACUCGGUGUACAGCAAGCAAAUAGAGCUGUUGAAGUGAAUGAGAUGUGGCGAGUUCGACAAAAGGAGCUGGAGCUAAAUGAUAGGCUAAAAGGAACAUCAAAAAACGAUAGCAGGCAUAACAGGAGUCAUGGGGACAUUAGCAACCCCUCCAGAAGCAAAAGUAGGAGGCAUGAGAGCAAUGUUAGUGCUUCAUGCUUAUCAAGCAAGAGAGUGGCAGAGAGUUAUUCAAGGGAAGAUGAAGGUCUAAGAGAUGAAGCGGUUGAGGAAUUUCUUCAGUCAAGGGUGAAGCGCGGUCGAGGUUCUAUAGGUUCAAGGAUGGAUGAAACAGGACCUUACCUACCCACAAAUUCUGACUCUCUAGAGAAGCUGUCAACAAUCCCCAUUGCAAGGGAACAUCGUGUCGUGUUGGGUCCUGAGAAGCCUUUUUUACUGAAGUCGGAUGAAUCUUCUGAUGAGGAGCUUCAUGAGCAUAGACGGAAGAAAGAAAAGGGCCACUGUGAGAGCUCAGACAAGAAGCACAGUAGGAAGCAGAAAUCUAAAGAAAAAUCUAGAGAUAAGAAAAAGAAGAGGAAGGAUGAGAAAAGGAAACAUCGCAAGUGAGUAAUCCAAGGGUUUUACUGUAAGUUAGUUUUGUCAAUCUAUGUGCUACUAAUAAUUUAUCAGUUGUAACUUGUAAAGAGGUCGUUUCUGAUUCCAUGAUGAAUAUAUGCUUAAACGCUAAUGUUGAGUUUUCCUUGCGUUGAUCCUCAUUUUCCAGUAAACAUAAUAAUUCGUUUUAUACUAGAGGAGAUAAUAAUUCACGUAUUUAUGUAAUAAUUCGUGUCAAAACAUCUAUCAAAUUUAUAUGUGAUUAUUGUUCGGAUUAUCAUGUUUAGACUUAGCAGAUGUAUUUUAUAUUGAGUAGAGUAAUCUCUUUGAACUUCUGGCAUAACACUAGUGUUUCAAAUUGAUGCAAUGCUCCUAAAUGCAUGAAGUAAUAUAGGCUAGUUUCUCUUUGCUCAGCAAUUCGUUGUUUCCAUCUGCAAUUACUUACACAAGUUUUAAACAUAUUUACAAAAAUAUGGUUUACCUUGUCACUCAACUGCUGAUUGCAUUUGUAUACAACCGGUACAGAUUCGAAUAUGCAUGUAAUAAGCUCUAUCGAACCAAAUUUAACUACGUUUCAAAAUAGAAAUAACAAUUUUUUUCAUCAUUAUCUCUUAACAUAGAAAAAUUUCGCGACAACACAGAUGUCAUGAGUCCUCAUAAUAAUGAUCCGUCUCAUCAAAGAUCUCCUCCUGGCCAAGGACACAUUUAAGGCAAACGAGUAAGAAACUGUUUGACAAAAAUGAAAUCAGAAGCCUGCUAAACAUAGUCAGAGUACCUGUAAAAGCUCUUCAAUGACAUCUUCCAUUGUUAUUAUGCCAACGGCCUCCUCUUCUUCAGGGAGCUUUGGGAGUGGAUUGCCAUUUAGAUGUAGGAUGUCUGAAUCAAUACCCUUUGUCCACUUCUUGCUCCGAGAACCACCCUUGAAAGAAUUACCUGUGGCAGGAAAGCUCUUCCACUUCUUAAGUGACCGCUUACGUCUUAAAGC
Durio zibethinus is the source of this 1950-nucleotide messenger RNA. RefSeq lists its product as uncharacterized. Lineage: Eukaryota; Viridiplantae; Streptophyta; Magnoliopsida; Malvales; Malvaceae. The record is from RefSeq and is a predicted model, not a curated record.